Messenger RNA from Solanum verrucosum, 1272 nucleotides. RefSeq lists its product as uncharacterized. Lineage: Eukaryota; Viridiplantae; Streptophyta; Magnoliopsida; Solanales; Solanaceae. The coding region runs from base 422 to 1201 and encodes 259 amino acids. The record is from RefSeq and is a predicted model, not a curated record. The transcript has a single exon. Gene Ontology annotation, biological process: root development; shoot system development.
AUUAAAUAUACAGUACACGUCCAUUUGAAUAUUGGCAAAAAAUAUCUUUCAGAUCUUCUAAUCUGUAUUUUGUGUAAUUAAUGGACAUCAGCUCCUCCAAACGAGACAGCCUCAGUGGACCCACGUUGUUAGCAUCUUGAUUGCACCACCAAGUGAUGUGACAAUGCUUAGUAGUUAGGGAAGGGGCAACCUGCAAUUGAACCCCAUAUGAAGGCAAAGCCACAUAAUUUAUUCAUUUAGAUGACUAAUUAUUAGAGCUUUUGUUUGCCAAAUGCAUAGCAAUUUACCAAAUUCCAAGGGAUACCCACAUGACCACAUUUUCUCUUCUUGAUACCUCUUUGUUUAUAUAAAUGACCUUUCUUCGUACUUAUUGUUCAUCACAACAUUCAGCUUUUCUCACAACAUAGAAACACUAAAAACCAUGGCUACUACUUCUUGCCAUAUUAGGUCAAUCAGUUUACCCACUAGACCACACAAUCAGAGAGUGGAAGAGAUUCUCAACAAGCUCAAGAUGCUGGAAGUAUCUACUGCAUCAACAGCAGAGACUAUUUGCAGUCGUCUACUUGUUUUGGAAGACCUACACAAAUGUGUUGAUGAUCUUCUUAACUUGACUCACCCCUCCCAACAUGGAAAAUGGUUUGAAGAUUUAUUGGAACAAUCCAUGAGAAUUCUUGAUGUUUGUGGCACGAUAAGGGAAUUAGUGUCACAAUGUAAGGAACACGUAAGAGAUGUAGCAUCAUCUAUCAGAAGGAGAAAGCAAGAUUCAAACACAGAAUCCAACAUAGUCAGAUUCGCCUCCUUCAGAAAAAAGAUGAAGAAGGAUGCUAGAAGAUUAGUCUUGUCCUUAAAGCAAAUGAAUGAGGAGACUGAGGGAUCAGUGUUCCUAGAUGCAGUGCCGGAAAUAGCAUUUUUUAUUAGAGCAAUGAGAAAAGCCAGUGCAUCAUGCAUUCCGAUUUUCCAAAUGCUCUUGUCUUUCAUGUGUGUGCCACUCUUGAAGCCUAAGUCAUCUAAAUGGUCACUGGUUUCAAGAUUGGUGUAUAAGGGAAGAGUAUCAUGUGAAGUCCAAGAACCAAAUAUCAACAUGGAAACCAGGCUGGAAACUUUUGAGUCUCAACUGGAUAGUUUUGAGAAUGGAUUGGAAAGAGUAUAUAGAUGCCUGAUUAGAUCAAGGAGCUCCCUACUAAAUACAGUUUCCUUCUAAACUGUAUAGUUGACCAAAUUUUGUAUAUACAAUUUGUAGUUAUGAUAGAAAAGAACAAUAUACAAGUGAAA